This is a messenger RNA of Magallana angulata, 3787 nucleotides long. Its product is annotated as four and a half LIM domains protein 2-like. NCBI's taxonomy places the organism in Eukaryota, Metazoa, Mollusca, Bivalvia, Ostreida, Ostreidae. Gene Ontology annotation, molecular function: zinc ion binding. The coding region runs from base 422 to 2050 and encodes 542 amino acids. The transcript has 11 exons. The record is from RefSeq and is a predicted model, not a curated record.
UGAAUAAAGCAUAAGGUGGGAGCUAAUUUCUUCGUCAAUGCAGGUUAUCUGAGCAUAUAAACAAGUAUUUUAUCAGCUCCCAGCCCCAAAACACUAAAGGGGGCAAUGGGAAUGGGAAUGAGGUGCGAGGCGCCUCGUAAAAUCGUAAUAUAGAUGUGUUGUAAUUGAUCAUGGCUACAAUGCAGCAGUGGGACUUGAUUCUAUGACUAGGGAGCAGGGAGAAAAACAACAUUAAUUUGAGUUGCUUCGUGAGGCCAAAAGGAGUGCUUGAAAAAAAACCCAUAGAUCUUAUACCUGCUGCUGAUACAGGCCAACUGAGGUGGUUGAAUGGUUUUUUAUCGGGGAGUUGUCAAAAAUUGAGAGGUGCAAGCCUUUGUUUAUUUUCCUGCCUCAGAAAGUGUAAGGAUAAACAUACAUCAGAAUGAAGGACAUACUAGUACAUGAGGUGGAUGAGGGACAGUCUUGUUUAGCCUGUGGGGAGAGAUGUUCUGGGUUUACUCAGCACAAAUGGAGAAACACUUGCAAAGUAUGCAAAUGUCCAAGGGAACGUCAUGACAUUUACAACGAAAACUUUGUCAACAUCCGAGACAGAUUGGGGUGGAAGAGGAACGAUGACCCCAGCGCUCAGGUCUCAAAGGACCGCACCCUCAGGGAGGGGUACACCUGGAUUCCACCAGGGUUGUCCUCAGAACAGAUUGAGGAGUACAUGGAACAGCUUCCGAACCACAAGAUCCCACAGAUUGGCCGCCCGGGGGAGAGGUACCGGGACGUCCAGAUCAUCAGGCAGCUCCCCAAACAGGACCUGUCCCUGGAGUUCUGUAAGAUGAUUGGCUCCAGUGUGGAGAAGAAAGAGUACGACAUCUUCAGGGAACUCCGCGACAGCAUCGCCAUGGAUAUAGGAAUCGUACAGGAAGCGCCUAAUUUGUCUACCUGUGACCAGUGUAAGGGGGAUAUAGAAUCUUCAGAACUAGCUGUUUACGCCCCCAAACUUGGGGUGGAUAUGUGCUGGCACCCGGCGUGCUUCGUGUGCUCUCAGUGCGAGGAACUUCUUGUAGAUCUGGUGUACUGCUGCCACACAAAGAAACUCUUCUGUGAGCGACAUUACGCCGAGCAGAUACGGCCCCGCUGUCCCGCAUGUGAUGAGCUGAUCUUUUCUGGAGAAUACACAAAAGCCAUGGAUGAGAACUAUCAUAAGGACCAUUUGGCCUGCCACAACUGCGACAAAAAACUGGUGGCCUGUCGCUACAUCGUCAAAGACGAGAACCCUCACUGCAUCCCAUGCUACCAGGAAUUGUACGCCCACAACUGUGAAGAGUGCAAGAAACCGAUCGGGCCCGAUUACAAGGACUUGUCAUACAAGGACCGCCAUUGGCAUGAAUUCUGCUUCAAGUGCUGCGAGUGCCAGAAAUCUCUGGUGGAUCAACCCUUCGCUCCAAAGAAUGACAACAUCUACUGCUCUGAUUGUCACGAUAAAAACUUCGCUGCUCGCUGCGAUGGGUGUGGUGAACCAUUCAGAGGAGGAGACGAAGAGAAAGGCAUUGAAGGGAUGAAGAAGUUUGAAUACAAGGGAAAACAAUGGCAUGAGGAGUGCUUUGUGUGCAUGGUCUGCAAGCAGCCAAUCAGAAACAAGAGUUUCAUCCCGCGUGAAAACGAGGCGGUUUGCGUACCUUGCUACGAGGAGCAGUUUGCCCAGAAGUGUAGUAAAUGUAACGGGGUAAUUAACAAAGGGGGUGUGGCCUACAAGAACCAGCCCUGGCAUCGGGAAUGUUUCACCUGCACCAAGUGUAGCAAGGAGCUGGCCAAAGAGAAGUUCACAUCCAAAGAUGAUCAGCCAUAUUGUGCCGAAUGUUACGGAGAGCUGUUCGCCAAGAAGUGCUGCCGAUGUUCCAAAGCCAUCACUGGUUUUGGAGGAACGAAGUUCAUCUCGUUUGAGGAUCGUCACUGGCACAGCGACUGUUUUGUAUGUUACAAAUGCCAAGCGUCGAUGGUCGGCAAAGGUUUCCUUAUGAACGAAGGAGACAUCUUGUGCCCAGAGUGUGGCCGCAAUUAGAUAGAGACUAGGCAAAUAGAUCUAUUUCAAAUGCUUUGACGACAGAGAUUUUAAAUUUAGAUCUUUCUUUAUUUAUAUGUAGUUAUUUUUCAAAGGUUGAAUGUUGAAUACUUUUAAAAGCUUUAUUUUUGUUUUAAAUUGAAUUUUAAAAGAAAUAUAUGUGUGUAUUUGUUAAUUUAUCAUUAUCAUAUGAAGUGAUAAUUGUCUCUUCAUGAAACUGUGAUCAUAAAAACGCAUGCAAAGAUAGAUAACUCUUGCCAUACAAUUUUGUGAUGUUGUUGUGUAGAAGUUCUCUUCCUUGUCCAAGCAAUGGAGUUUCUCUACCAAAAAAAAAUUAUCAUUUUAUUUUUUAAUAUAUUAGGUGUCUAGCACAUCAUUUUUAUUUUAUUUACAAUAAGUAAUGUUUACUUUUAAAAGCAAACUCUAGUGUUCAUUCUCCAGAACAAGAACUUGCAGCAAUAAUGACUUUUAAAAUUAUUAUAGUUAAGAAUGUACAUGUUUAUAAAUUUUGUACUAAGAAAUACUAUGUACUACAUUUACAUAUGUGUACUAUAUACAUGGCUAUUUUUUGUCAUUAUACAUACAGGACAUUAGUUCUUAGCACCAAUAUUCAUUAUAUUGCUUAGGGUGGCAAUGUUCAAGCUUCUAUUUAAAAUGCUAAACGACUUUGUCUAUGCUUGCAAUUUAAAAAAAAAAAAUUAUCUUCUCCGGGGAAUGUAACCACCUGAUGAUAUUUAACUAAACAAGUCUAUUGUAUACAUGUAUGAAAAAUGAUAGAAUUUUGUCUGAUAUAGUAGUCUCUCCAAUUUUCUCUCAACUUUUCAAAGAGAGAAGAAAAAAAAUUAUUUAAAGGUGUUCAAACCUUGUCAUACAACAAAUGCAAGUUUUUAUUUUUGUUUGUUCUCAAGCCAAAAGUUCACGCACUGCCAAAUAAUAAAAAGACUUGAUUCCUAUUUGAUCACAAUCUUUUAUGAAUCCUAAUUUUAGAAAUUUAUCCCAGGGAGGGUCCGAGGGAUAAUUUGUUUGCUAAAGGGGGAGGAGGGGGGUCAAGGUGCAAGGGCUGUUUUCUGUUACUUCAGUAUGAGAAUUCAGUUAGUUCGAAUUUUCUAAGAAAUGACCUGACCCCACCCCCUUCUAGAUCCACUCCUGUAUGGUAUUCAUCGUACUAAGUCAAGUAAUUAGUCUACUGAUGAGAACUCUCACAGCAUGAAAAAUAGCCAAUAAUCUGUUUUUAAAUUACUCAAUUUCAAAUUUAUUCUUGUUGUGUUAAUGGAGUGGUUUUGUUAAUUAGUUAAUUAAUCUAAUGUCACAGUUAUGUGAUUGAUUAUUUUACAUAUGGAUUGUUGAACUGAAGUAUUUUUCUUGAAAAUAUACAGAGCCAUCAAGUGAAGCACAUACAUGAACAAAAAUAACAAAGUGAACAAAUUUUUAAUAGCAUAUUUUUGCUUUUGUUUUCUUUUUUAAAGAAAUGUUCACCUUUUAAAAUUGACAAUCCCCUGUUAAUGUUUCUUCCUUAUAUUGCAAAAUAUUUGGUAAUGCCUUCCAUGCCAAUUAGUGCCCCUCUACCUGGGUCUGCAUUAUAAACUACAUACUGCAGUUAACUUAUAUACAGCACAAUUGAUGUUCCUUAAUUAGGUAUUGGCAGAUAUUGAUCUAGUUAUAUAAGUAUUUUCACUGAAGGUGAAUGUUCAAAUGAUAUGUAAUGAAGCUUUUUUGGAAAUAAAAAAUGAAACUGUA